UUGCUACCCCCCGAAAUUAGACCAAGUGCUGGAAGUCAUGGUCAUAGGGCAGAGGGCUGAGAUAAAACCAGAAGGACAUUUCAGCUUUUAAUUUGCAUUGAAAAUUUUAUAUGAUCUUCUAUCUGCUUUUUCAUUUCACUGAAACCUCUUCAGGGAGGGCGUGAAAUUGAUGCUCAAUAUUGCCAACAUAAGUCUUGAACGUUGAAAAAUACCUGAAAACUUGUGACACAUUCGUGAGCAAAAUUAUAUCACGUUUACAACAGCUGAAAAAGCAGAUUUUAGAUUUAUAAUCAUUCAACAGCAACCCCAAAACCAAACAUUUAAUACUCAUUAAAUUGGCUAAUUUAGGUUAAGAGUAGGUCCUACGAAAACUACCCUAUUUCUCCAUGCAAGUGGCAUCGGUACUUAAUCCUGGCGCUCUUCUUUAUUCUUAGGUUACGUCGGUGCUUCGGGCUCUAGAGCUGGAUCCCCUUAUUAGUUUCCCAUGCUCCCUUCUUUUUUCCGAAAUUGGAAAGGAAAAAGAAAGCCUACCGUUGAAGCCAUAGCCAUGAAGGCUGUGAUUCCAUGGACCACGACCUGGAUCGUGAUCUCGUGGUACAGUUCAAACAUUGGGGUUCUUCUUCUUAACAAGUACUUGCUCAGCAACUAUGGCUUCAAGUACCCAAUUUUUUUGACCAUGUGCCACAUGCUUGCUUGCUCUUUGCUAAGCUACUUAGCCAUAGCAUGGCUCAAGGUGGUUCCCAUGCAAAGUAUUGGUUCCACGAAACAGUUUGUGAAGAUCACAGUGUUGUGCUUGUUUUUCUGCUUCUCUGUGGUUCUUGGAAACGUGUCAUUACGGUAUCUUCCAGUGUCCUUUAACCAAGCCAUUGGUGCCACGACGCCAUUUUUUACAGCAGUUUUCGCAUAUAUUAUGAGCAAGAAGAGGGAGAGUUGGGUUACAUACGUGACCUUGAUGCCUGUUGUUGCAGGAGUCAUCAUUGCUAGUAGGGCUGAACCAAGUUUCCACCUUUUCGGGUUUCUAAUGUGUGUUUCAGCUACAGCUGCAAGGGCGUUUAAAUCAGUACUUCAGGCAAUUUUGCUGUCAUCAGAAGAGGAAAAACUCAACUCAAUGAAUUUGCUAAUGUACAUGGCACCAAUAGCAGUAGCGAUCUUGCUUCCUGCCACUUUGUUGAUGGAGAGAAAUGUGAUUGCGAUGGCUGUAGUUCUUGCAAGAGAAGAUAUGAAAAUAGUGUACUACCUGCUUUUCAAUUCUUCUCUUGCAUAUUUUGUGAACUUGACCAACUUUUUGGUCACUAAACACACAAGUGCGCUGACUCUCCAGGUUCUGGGAAAUGCAAAAGGUGCUGUUGCUGUGGUGGUCUCAAUUUUGAUAUUCAGGAAUCCUGUUUCAUUAGUUGGGAUGCUGGGUUACUCGCUAACGGUUCUUGGAGUUAUUCUGUACAGUGAAUCCAAAAAGGGAAACAAAUGACAUCUUGUGUAGUUUAAUUCACAAAAGGGAGAACAUCAUAGAAACGGUGAUCAACUAUCGUUUAAGUGCAGCUGCCUGUUGCUAAUUAUGCCUCAAAUUCUGCCAUCAUUUGUUUCUUAGGAACUGAAGAGAAGAAUGAGCUGUUUUGAGCAGCAGUUCCACUUUUCCGGAGCCAAAAAAUUGUAAUAUGGGUCGACAUCGAGUUACAUUCUAAGAAAUUAAUUGCUAUUGAAUUUUCAUUUCCUGGUACAGUUGCAGCUCGCUUAAUAAGUCUUUUCUAUUUGUUAAAUCAUUUUUCGGCUUUAAGUGUAUCAUCAUUACUUCAAUGGUGCAUCUUUAUUUCUUGAUCAUAUCAACCAAAACUGUUCGAACACAAUUAAUGUUGUAUGAGUUGAGCUGUAUCUAUAUAUCCUCAGACCACAGGUAUAAAUCAUAGAAAUGUUCUUCAUAUUUUUAUGAUCUGAACAGACGGAGGUCUUUGAAUUGAUGAAAGUGCUAGAUUAAUUGAAGCAACAGUUUAGGACUUCAGGUAAGGUUUUGCUCUGUCAUGCUUGUGUCAAAAGGUUUGGUCAAUGUUGCUGUUGAUGACUUGAUAAGAUCUGCGAUGGCCGGUUAUCAGAUUUCCUUCAAAUUUUGUUAAAACAAUAGAGAAAAUGAACAGUUGAAUUUUUUAGAUGAUUGUUUGCACCUUUUUCUCCCACUUUGAGAAAAGAUCUGUGUCGGUAACAUGUCGUUUACUGAGAAAGAAAUUACAAGUAAAUCACUUGAGAGCCUUGACAAGA
Molecule: messenger RNA, 2250 nt
Organism: Durio zibethinus
Lineage: Eukaryota; Viridiplantae; Streptophyta; Magnoliopsida; Malvales; Malvaceae
Product: putative sugar phosphate/phosphate translocator At3g11320
Source: RefSeq, a predicted model, not a curated record